AUGGACGGCCCAGAUCAGAUUGGCCCGGAUUUUCGUCCCAAGCGAACCUUGGCAGACCAGGCUCGUCGAAUCAAGAAGACUUUCACCACUCGAGAAGGGUUACUCGGAGACUACGACUAUGCCUUUCUCUUCACCCCGCGAAUUCCUUUCCUGUCCAAAACCCGGAGUACAGCCCCGUUCUUCGGCCUGGAAGACAAGGUCCCGGUGUUCCUGGCCCUGCUCUUAGGCUUACAACAUGCCCUGGCCAUGUUGGCGGGAGUCAUCGCUCCUCCCAUCAUCCUCGGCGGUUCUGGUGGUGUCAACUUUGGUGAAGAAGACUACCAGUACCUGGUUUCGGCGUCAUUGAUUGCCUCCGGACUGCUCUCCGCCCUGCAGAUGGCGCGCUUGCACGUUACAAAAACUCGUUACUAUAUUGGAACGGGCCUUAUCUCCGUCGUCGGCACCUCCUUCGCCACCAUCACAGUCGCGACAGGCACCUUUGAGCAGAUGUACUCGACAGGCUACUGUCCCAUGGAUGGAGAUACGCGGUUGCCUUGUCCCAAAGGCUACGGUGCGCUUCUGGCCACCUCGUGUCUCUGCUCCUUGCUCGAAAUCGGCCUCUCCUUCCUCAGCCCUCGCAUUCUCAAACGUCUCUUCCCUCCCUUGGUGACUGGCCCGACGGUGCUUCUCAUCGGAGUCUCGCUCAUUAAGAGUGGGAUGAUGGACUGGGCUGGCGGCUCAGGAGGCUGUGGGGACGAUCCCUCGGCGCGCAACCUGUGUCCCAGCGCGGACGCCCCGCACGCUCUCCCAUGGGGCAGUGCCGAGUUCAUCGGUCUUGGGUUCCUGGUAUUCGUGUCCAUCAUCUUGUGCGAGCGGUUCGGAUCGCCCAUUAUGAAAUCCUGCGCCGUCGUGAUCGGUCUGCUGGUCGGAUGCAUCGUGGCGGCCGCCUGCGGGUACUUUGAUCGCUCCGGCAUCGACGAGGCCCCCGUCGCCUCCUUCCUCUGGGUCCGGACGUUCCCGCUGCACCUCUACCCGCCGCUGAUCCUACCGCUCCUCGCCGUCUACAUCGUCAUCAUGAUGGAGUCCAUCGGCGACAUCACCGCCACCUGCGACGUCUCGCAGGUCGAGGUCGAGGGCCCCAACUUCGACUCGCGCAUCCAGGGCGGUGUCCUGGGUAACGGCGUCACCUGUCUGAUCGCCGGCCUGGCGACCAUCACACCGAUGUCCGUGUUCGCGCAGAACAACGGCGUCAUCGCGCUGACCAAGUGCGCCAACCGCAAGGCCGGCUACUGCUGCUGCCUCUUCCUCGUCGUCAUGGGCAUCUUCGCCAAGUUCGCCGCCGCCCUCAUCGCCAUCCCCAAGCCCGUCCUCGGCGGCAUGACCACGUUCCUCUUCUCGUCUGUCGCCAUCUCCGGCGUGCGCAUCGUCUCCCACAUUCCGUUCACCCGGCGGAACCGUUUCAUCCUGACCGCCUCGUUUGCCGUGGGGAUGGCGGCCACGCUGGUGCCGGAAUGGUUCUCGUACUUUUUCACGUACGACGGCGACAACCACGCCCUGGAGGGUCUGCUGCAGGCAGUCGAGCUGGUCAUGGAGAACGGGUUUGCUGUGACGGCGUUUCUGGGGUUGAUUCUCAACCUGCUGCUGCCGGAAGAUCCGGAUGAGGAGGCGGCUCUUUUGGGCCUCCCCCGGAGUGAUGCGGGUGACUCUACCGAGACCCCCACGCCUUUCAAGACAGACAAGGAGGAGACUCAGGUGCGGGCUGUAUAG
This is a messenger RNA of Aspergillus terreus NIH2624, 1746 nucleotides long. Its product is annotated as nucleobase:cation symporter-2 family protein. The coding region runs from base 1 to 1746 and encodes 581 amino acids. Gene Ontology annotation, cellular component: fungal-type vacuole; membrane. The record is from RefSeq and is a predicted model, not a curated record. Gene Ontology annotation, molecular function: xanthine transmembrane transporter activity. The transcript has 3 exons. Gene Ontology annotation, biological process: xanthine transport; transmembrane transport. Lineage: Eukaryota; Fungi; Ascomycota; Eurotiomycetes; Eurotiales; Aspergillaceae.